This is a messenger RNA of Mangifera indica (mango), 1022 nucleotides long. Its product is annotated as probable aldo-keto reductase 2. Gene Ontology annotation, cellular component: cytoplasm. The record is from RefSeq and is a predicted model, not a curated record. NCBI's taxonomy places the organism in Eukaryota, Viridiplantae, Streptophyta, Magnoliopsida, Sapindales, Anacardiaceae. The transcript has 6 exons. Bases 48 to 1007 code for a protein of 319 amino acids.
AUUUACACUUUAGCAUCAAAACCCAACCCAGAAACCCACAGGAAUCAAUGGCGACAGUGAAGAGGAUCAAGCUUGGCUCACAAGGCUUGGAAGUUUCUGCUCAAGGCUUAGGCUGCAUGGGGAUGUCCGCCUUCUACGGCCCUGCAAAACCUGAACCUGAAAUGAUCGCUUUGAUUCACCAUGCCGUCAACAGUGGCAUCACAUUUCUUGACACUUCUGAUGUGUAUGGACCUCACACAAACGAAACUCUUCUGGGAAAGGCGUUGAAGGGAGGGAUGAGAGAAAGGGUUGAAUUGGCCACCAAAUUUGGCGCCCGCUUUCAGGAUAGCAAACUAGAAAUUCCGGGCGAUCCGGCUUAUGUGAGGGCUGCCAGUGAGGGGAGCUUGUGUAGGCUAGGUGUUGAUUGUAUUGAUCUUUAUUGCAUACAUCGGAUUGACACUCGAGUCCCCAUUGAAGUCACGAUGGGAGAACUUAAAAAGCUAGUUGAGGAGGGAAAGGUAAAGUACAUAGGUCUCUCUGAGGCAUGUGCUUCAACAAUUAGAAGAGCUCAUGUUGUUCAUCCUAUAACAACUGUGCAGCUAGAAUGGUCGUUAUGGUCACGGGAUACAGAGAAAGAGAUAGUUCCUACUUGCAGGGAACUUGGCAUUGGCAUUGUUGCAUAUAGUCCUCUAGGACGAGAAUUCCUUUCAUCAGGGCCUAAGUUGCUUGAAAACAUAUUAAAGGCUGAUUUUAGACAAAACUUACCCAGGUUGCAACCUGAAAAUCUUGAGCACAACAAGAAGUUGUUUGAGCGUGGAGAUGAUGUUUGUCCGAUUCCUGGAACCACAAAGAUUGGCAACUUUAAUCAGAACAUUAAAGCGUUGUCUGUGAUAUUGACUCCUGAAGAAAUGGCUGAACUUGAAUCCAUUGCUUCGGCGGAUGCUGUAAGGGGUGAUAGAGAUAUGUAUAGCUUUGCUACUUACAACAACUCCGAAACCCCACCGCUAUCUUCAUGGAAAGCUUCUUAGAGCCAUGGACUUACA